GCGUGCUUGUUGCAUUGUCUCCAUUCUGUGGGUGCAUUGCCUUGCUCCUCCACAAUGGAGGCGGUUGACUGAGCCCAUGCCAGGGUUCAUGGGUAUAAAGGGGGUUGCCUGCAGGCUGCUGGCCAUGGAGAAUGUGCGAUGGGCUUUCCACUGUGGCUCUUGGGCUCCCACCCGUGCAGAAUGGCUGCUGUGUGCCCAGUGUGUGCAGCCAGAAGAGAAGCACCGCAUUGGGCAGUUCAUGUUUACCAGGGAUGCCAAGGCUGCCAUGGCUGGUCGUCUUUUAAUAAGAAAGUUAAUUGCUGAAAAGCUUCAGAUCCCUUGGAGUAAAAUAUUGCUGCAAAGGACAGCAAAAGGAAAACCAUUUCUCGCCAAUGAAAUCUCAAGCCAACAUCUGAACUUUAACUUCAAUGUUUCUCAUCAAGGAGACUAUGCUGUACUCGCAGCCGAACCUGAGCUACAGGUUGGAGUUGAUAUAAUGAAAACAGAUCUACCAGGUAGUGGUUCAACUGAGGAGUUUUUCCGCCUGAUGAAUCGUCAGUUCACAGAGAAGGAAUGGUGUACAAUUAAGAGCAUGAACUGCAAUAGGAGCCGGCUAGACAUGUUCUACAGACACUGGGCUCUAAAAGAAAGCUUUAUAAAAGCCAUAGGGGUCGGGCUCGGAUUCAACCUUCAGCGAAUUGAGUUUGAGGUGUCUCCUAUCAAUAUGGAAACGGGAAAAGCUUAUGGAGAGACCAAGAUGUGGCUGGAUGAAGAACAAGAAAAUUGGAUUUUUGAAGAGUAUUUACUGGAUAAUCAGCACCAUGUUGCUGUUGCUUUAGGGGAACUAGAUGAACCGAAAAAAGAAAAUUCCAAGAAAGUGACAUGUGAAAAUACAAUGUUUACAGUCCUUACAUUUGAAGAUCUGAUGGCAUCUGCAGUUCCAAUCACAUCAGAAGACCCAGAAUACUGGGAUAACUUUCAAUCAAAACAAGAAGUACCAUUUCGACAAAGAUCAAAUCCAAGCUAAUAACUGU
Pelobates fuscus (common spadefoot toad) is the source of this 1013-nucleotide messenger RNA. RefSeq names its product aminoadipate-semialdehyde dehydrogenase-phosphopantetheinyl transferase (gene AASDHPPT). The record is from RefSeq and is a predicted model, not a curated record. The coding region runs from base 77 to 1006 and encodes 309 amino acids. NCBI's taxonomy places the organism in Eukaryota, Metazoa, Chordata, Amphibia, Anura, Pelobatidae. Gene Ontology annotation, cellular component: cytosol. The transcript has 6 exons. Gene Ontology annotation, molecular function: holo-[acyl-carrier-protein] synthase activity; magnesium ion binding.